CAUUUUCUUUAUCUAAACAAUAUUUCAUUUAUUAUUAACAUGAAGUCAUUCAUCGUUGCUUCCUCCGUCCUCUCAUUAUUAUCUAUCGCUUCCGCAAUUGACCAUUUCCCUCAUCCUUGCCAACAAACUCAUAUUGUUGGUGCUAGCGAGACAUGCGAUAGUAUCGCCUCAGAUUAUGGUACUACUGUAAGCCACAUCGAGACUUGGAAUGAAGAAUUCAAAGAUGGUUUCAGCUGUGACACUGUCAAGGCUGGUGAGACUAUUUGUGUCAAGGUAAGAAGCGCCAAGCGCAUAAAAGCAAGUUCAAUUGAUAUUGAUACAACAAAAAUAGUAUUCUACUUCUAUUGUUAAGAGAGCUGCUGCUGUUAAGGCUUCCCAUGCUGCCAAGCAUGCUUCCAAGAAGGCUUCUCAUGGUGCUAAGAAGGCUUCUCAUGGUGCUAAGAAG
This is a messenger RNA of Gilbertella persicaria, 445 nucleotides long. RefSeq lists its product as uncharacterized. NCBI's taxonomy places the organism in Eukaryota, Fungi, Mucoromycota, Mucoromycetes, Mucorales, Choanephoraceae. The transcript is spliced from 2 exons. The coding region runs from base 40 to 351 and encodes 103 amino acids. The record is from RefSeq and is a predicted model, not a curated record.